Messenger RNA from Trichoderma virens Gv29-8, 1059 nucleotides. RefSeq lists its product as uncharacterized. Lineage: Eukaryota; Fungi; Ascomycota; Sordariomycetes; Hypocreales; Hypocreaceae. The transcript is spliced from 2 exons. The record is from RefSeq and is a predicted model, not a curated record. Gene Ontology annotation, cellular component: small-subunit processome; nucleolus. The coding region runs from base 1 to 1059 and encodes 352 amino acids. Gene Ontology annotation, biological process: maturation of SSU-rRNA from tricistronic rRNA transcript (SSU-rRNA, 5.8S rRNA, LSU-rRNA).
AUGGCCGCCGCAACGACUCUGCCCGCCUUGUUGGCAUCGCUAACACAGUCGCUGACUCUCGCACAAGAGGGAACCUCCAAAAUCUCAACCAUUGAGCAUCCCAAGGACGGAAUCUCGCUCCUCGACGUCAAGAACGAGCUGCUGCUCUCAUACCUGCAGAACCUAGUCUUUCUCAUUCUCGUCAAGUUACGAAACGCAAAGUCAGAGGGAAAAGACGCAUCAAAAGAGAAGGACGAAGAUCUGGACGAAGCCGUGCGAACCAAGCUUGUCGAACUACGCUUGUUUCUCGAAAAGGGCGCCCGGCCGCUGGAAGAGAAGCUGCGGUUCUCCAUCGACAGAUUCCUUCGAACGGCAGAAGAUGCACAGCGACGCGAGAAGAUGAAGGAGGCCAAGGCCAGCGGAAAGACUGGCAACCUUUCUGCCGCACCCAACAUGGGCUCUCUCAUGGAUGACGUCGCCAUCCGUCCCGCGAAGCGCGAUCAAGAUGAUAAUGCUCCCGCCGGUGUAUACAGACCCCCUCGUCGCGAGCGUCAAGUCAUGGAGACGACCCACACCCGCGAAAAGGCCGCCCGCCGCCCCAUGCGCUCACACACCAUGGAGGAAUUCGUUGCCUCUGAGCUUUCAUCCGCACCCAUUGCCGAGCCCAGCAUCGGUACAACCAUUGUACAGGGCGGCCGCAGAAUGAAGACGCAGCAGGAGCGCAAGGACGAGCAGGAGCGCACCGAGUACGAAGAAACGAACUUUACCCGCCUCCCCAAGGAGAGCAAGAAGGAGCGCGCCAAGAAGGCCAAGCAAGCCGGCCGCAGCGGCCGGAUGCAGUUUGGUGGCGAGGAGUGGCAUAAUCUCGGCGAGGGUGUUGAUCGCAUCGAUCGGCUGACCAAGCGAAAGGAGGGCGGCGCAGGAUCUGGCGUCAGAGCCAUGCUGGAGAAGAGCCGGAAGCGCGGAGCGGAUACGGAGGAUGGACCGAGAGGGAGCGGACACCAGAUGGGAGAGAGGUUUCACAAGAAGGCCAGGCUGCUGGAGAUUGGACGUGGAAGCAGAGGCAAGGGAAGGAAAUAG